AUUGACAUUGAUAGAUUAGAUAAAUUGCUACUUAGUGUCAGAUGAAUGAAAUAAAUAAAUAAAUAAUUCUUAUUAAAAUUGUUUAACACUAUUCAGUUAUUCACUAUUGAUAAACAAUAAUAUGUAAUAAGUAAAACUAAACAAGUACUUACAACUUAAAAUAGCUGAUAAUAUUACCGGAUAACACAAUAAUACAACAAUGGAUCUAAAUAAAUUACCAAAUGACAAGAAACUGGAACUGUGCAGAAAUUACUUUCGUGUUGGCUGUAUUCUACUACCAUUUGUGUGGGCAGUUAAUGCUGUAUGGUUUUUCAAAGAAGCAUUUGUAAAUCCCCCAUUUGAUGAGCAGAAAGACAUCAAGAGAUAUGUGAUGCUGAGCGCGGGGGGAGCCCUGACCUGGCUAGUGGUGCUGGGCGCGUGGACCACCACGUACCAGAUGAACAGGGUGGCGUGGGGGGAGCUGGGGGACAAUCUGUCCUUCAUAUUACCCCUGGGGAGACUCUAG
Messenger RNA from Leptidea sinapis, 505 nucleotides. It is a transcript of the gene pen-2, whose product is annotated as gamma-secretase subunit pen-2. NCBI's taxonomy places the organism in Eukaryota, Metazoa, Arthropoda, Insecta, Lepidoptera, Pieridae. The transcript is spliced from 3 exons. Gene Ontology annotation, biological process: Notch receptor processing. The coding region runs from base 200 to 505 and encodes 101 amino acids. Gene Ontology annotation, cellular component: gamma-secretase complex. The record is from RefSeq and is a predicted model, not a curated record.